AUGGAGAAAUCUGAUCCUCCGCCGAAGCUCGCCGCAAUUGUCCCUCCCUCCGAUCCGAAUCCAAAUCCUAAUCCAAAUCCCGAUCCCAUUCCCUCCUCUUUCCACCGCCGAUCUCGCUCCGAUGACAUGUCAAUGUUCAUGUUCAUGGAUCCGCUCAUCUCCUCCUCCGGCGCACCACCUUCCUCCGACGACCUCCCCUCGGACGACGAUCUCUUCUCAUCGUUCAUCGAUGUCGACAGCCUCUCCUCAAAUCCGCAUCCGCCGUUCGCAUUUCCGAAUCCCUCCGCCGGCUCUCUCUCCUCUAACUCCGUUUCCGCCGCCAAUCCUCCGCCAGGUUCCUCUCGCCCUCGCCACCGCCACAGCAAUUCCGUCGACGCUGGAUGCGCCAUGUAUGCCAAUGAAAUCAUGGACGCAAAGAAAGCCAUGCCUCCCGAAAAGCUCUCCGAGCUUUGGAACAUCGAUCCCAAACGCGCCAAAAGGAUAUUAGCGAAUCGGCAAUCUGCAGCACGUUCCAAGGAGAGGAAAGCAAGAUACAUUCAGGAACUUGAGCGUAAAGUUCAAUCGCUUCAAACCGAAGCCACCACUCUCUCUGCUCAGCUUACUCUUUUCCAGAGGGACACGAAUGGAUUGGCAAACGAAAACACAGAUCUGAAACUCAGGUUACAAGCAAUGGAGCAACAAGCUCAGCUUCGUAAUGCUCUAAAUGAAGCAUUGAGGAAAGAAGUGGAAAGGAUGAAGAUGGAGACAGGGGAGAUCUCUGGUAAUUCAGAUUCGUAUGACAUGGGAAUGCAGCAGAUUCAGUAUUCCCCAUCAACAUUCAUGGCGAUUCCACCAUAUCACGGCUCAAUCAACGGCCAGGAAAUGCAGAUGCAUGGUUUCAAUCCAAGCCAUCCGAUGGAGAUGUCGAAUGCUCAGAGCGUAUCGGAGUUUCUACAGAACGGGAGAUUGCAAGGGCUAGAGAUAAGUAGCAAUAGCUCGAGCUUAGUCAAAUCUGAAGGACCUUCGCUCUCUGCUAGUGAGAGUAGCUCUGCGUAUUGA
Microthlaspi erraticum is the source of this 1038-nucleotide messenger RNA. The record is from the annotation of a GenBank genome assembly. Lineage: Eukaryota; Viridiplantae; Streptophyta; Magnoliopsida; Brassicales; Brassicaceae.